Molecule: messenger RNA, 465 nt
Organism: Cladophialophora bantiana CBS 173.52
Lineage: Eukaryota; Fungi; Ascomycota; Eurotiomycetes; Chaetothyriales; Herpotrichiellaceae
Exons: 1
Coding region: 1-465 (154 amino acids)
Molecular function (GO): S-adenosylmethionine-dependent methyltransferase activity
Source: RefSeq, a predicted model, not a curated record
AUGGUUGCUGAGUACAAUAAAUGGGCGGAAGGACAAGGCUUCUCUCUUACCAAAGCCCAUGCGCUCCAGUUAGAUCUGCUCGCAGAGCCACAACCCACCGAUCCAGAGCUCUCUGGUUUUGACGUUGUAGCCAUCUGUAUGGGGUUACACCACGUCGCUAAUCCAGAACGACUUCUGUGUAAACUCUCCAAAACGUUGCGACCGGGAGGCGUUUGCGUGGUAUUGGACAGGGUUUUCGAAGAAGAGAGGCCUGAGUUGCGCCCAGACAUACCUGAGGAAGCGAAGAAAGCACUGCGAACCAUCAACAAGCACGGGUUCACCGAAGAGGAUAUGCGUAAGUACUUCGCAGGUGCCGGUAUGGUCAAGAACUUCGAGUAUGUGAUUGUAGCACGGCCGUUCAAAGUGACACUGUACGGCCAAGAGAUGGAGCUAAAAGGGUUCAUAGCACGAGGUGAGGUAGCUUGA